This is a messenger RNA of Durusdinium trenchii, 480 nucleotides long. Lineage: Eukaryota; Dinophyceae; Suessiales; Symbiodiniaceae. The record is from the annotation of a GenBank genome assembly.
AUGUGUGGUUUUUCACUUGCCUGGUGUUCCUGGAACGUUGACGUGCGCUGCCAAAAAUGCCGUUUGCAAGCCACGAAGCAUCAAAGUCUUAGUAAGACAAAUCUGGCGGAUCAAGCCCUCAACAGAAUGGCUCAGACUGCCCGCGCCAUGGUGUUGUUGGCAUUCCUUCUCAUCGGCCUUGGUGGCAUCACACAUCGACAUCCGUUCGUCGACAGUUCUGACGAUGGCCUCGAUGGUGGCCAGAUCGAUACGAGCUUCGUGGUGCCGCACAUGGCAAACUUUGCUGGCAGCCGUGGCUUGUCCUUGAACUCACACAUUGUCAUGAAGGCGAAGGAAAAAGACAAGCAACAAUGUGAGGCUCAGUGCGGUGCAGCAUCUUCCAGUUGCUGCGCAGGGUGCACACGAUCACCGCCACCAUUGAGAGGGCCUUGUAUGGCUUUGUGCGGCAGUGCCUUCGUUGCAUGCAUGGCUUCAUGCUAG